Tigriopus californicus is the source of this 6881-nucleotide messenger RNA. RefSeq lists its product as uncharacterized. Gene Ontology annotation, cellular component: nucleus. The record is from RefSeq and is a predicted model, not a curated record. Gene Ontology annotation, biological process: chromatin remodeling. Gene Ontology annotation, molecular function: histone demethylase activity; DNA binding. Lineage: Eukaryota; Metazoa; Arthropoda; Copepoda; Harpacticoida; Harpacticidae.
GGUCGCUUUUUUUCUCGCCCGCCGCCCCCCGUCCACCCCUUUUGGCUCUGGAUUCAAGUCACGCCAUGAUGGUGUUUGGCCCGCCCCAGAUCAUGUCCGGGCCCGACUUGUGCCGAGCUUGAAGUUAGUCUGGAGAACCACCCCUACCGGCCCGGCCAGUCAGCUCCACCCAUUGGAAGUGGGCCCCCCCUUGAGCUUCAUAGCUUCAUAGCUUCAUAUUCGACAUGAUGGCCCCCGGUCGAGUGCACGCUCAACGCAAGUUUGCCCAAGGCCAAUCUGGGCCGAUGUCGGGUCCGCCCACGCCCACCUCGGCCGGUCCGGCCGCGGUUCACGCCAGUGGCUCCUCUACGCGGGCCUCGGCCGCACCCCCGCCGCCUCAUCCGCCCUCGGCUCCGUCUACCCAUUCAUGCAGUACUUCGGGUCACGGCAGCAGCCCCCAACGCGCCGCCAGUGGUGGACUCAAACCCGGCCAGCGUCCCAAGACCGAAGAUUUUCUCACGUUCUUGUGUUUGCGUGGGACCAAUUUAUUGCCCCAGGAACUCGACUUCUUCAAUCAGCCCAGUUUAAGUCACGGGGUGGAGAGCAGUUCGGACGAGUCGAGUGAUCCCGAUGAGAAACUGGCUGCCGGCCCGAGCGUGGCCAAGAAGAGCGUGACCCGGAAGCGGGAGGGACCGUCGCACUUGAAGAAAAUGCCUGCCGGCCCGAAAUUACCGGCCUCCAUGCAGGCCUUGAAGAAAAAGUACACGGACCAACGGAUCGCCAAACGGGUGGUGACCAAGAACAUGACAUCGGUGCGGCAAACCCGAUCGUCGGGUUCGGACCCGAAAUCUAAGAGUGCUCGUGCCACCCGUGCGUUGCGUCGAGAGGCCAAAUCCGGCCGGCGAUCGCCCACCAAAUCCAAUGUGACCCUCACCACCCGACAACCUUCGGCGGCCACGUUAAUGGCCAAGCGUAAAUCCCGCAUGGCCACGUUCACCGCCGCUUCCAGUCGCGUAUCGCGCAUGUUGACCCGUCUCACCCCGCGUGGCACAUCCAAUGACGCCUUCAUCAAGAGCACGAAGAAGAUUCCAUUGAAUGGGCGAUCGUUGCGGGGUCGCGAUAUUUCAGCUAGCUCGGAGGAAGAGGAUGAGGUCGAGGCCGAGCCCAAGAAGACCAAAACUCCACCCAAGCGCAAGCUGAAGAGUCGCCACCAGGCCUUGGCUAAGAAGUCGGAGAACUCCGAGUCCGAUGCGGACGAAGAGACAUCUUCGCGCGAUUCUAGUCGGAAGCCGACCCAUCGUGGGCCUCCCCUUGGGCUCAGUUCCGACAAGCGACGUGGUAAAGGUGAGCCUUCGGCUUACAAGAAGUCAUCCAAACGUGAUUCCCGAUCCAUGAGUCGGGAUAGUAGUGGUUCCAAGGAGAGUGUCAAGUCGGAACAAUCCAAUGUGAGACCUGGACGGAAAGCCAAAGAAGCCGUUUGUCUCAAUAUCCUCGGCAAGAAUCUGCCUGUGGCCAAGGACGAAGAUGGCCUCUCCACUGAAAGUGUGUCCGAAAUGGAUGGCGAAGACCGAAAGGUCAAGCAAAGAGAGAGUGCACCGACGAUAGUGAGUAAGAAGCUCAUCAAGCCCUCCAUUCGGAAAGUGAUGUUGACGGAUGACAAAGACAAAAAGUCCUCGUCGGACGACAAUGAAAGUGAACGGAAAAGGCGACGCGAGAAAGAACUGGACAAAGACAAGCGGAAACCCAAGAGCUCACUCAAGGAGCUCCAAGAUAUGCUUUUGGAAGAGGCCAAACGGAAGAUUGGCACCACUCCUCCAGACGCCAAUAAUUCUGCGGAGACGGAAUCGACCACCAACGAGCCCGAUGAACGAAUCACCAUAUCACAGCGCACUGGAUAUAUUCAGGUCAAGCCAAGAAAGUCGAUCGAUCAGAUGUCUGGUGAUGAACGGAGUCACACACCGGGUACCUUGAUUGGGCCGGAUGGUCGGAGACUAUCUAAAACCGGCGAGAGAACCGCCACACCGCCCAGGAAGAUCUUGCCUAAGGGCGAUCUGGACCCCAGUCGCUCGAGUUCUUCGCCAGCCCAAUGUCACAUUCCCGUGGGUGUGGUGGCCUCGUCUCAGCUCAGCGCCACGCCCACGUCGAUUAAGCCGGGCAUGAUGUCAGCCACGCCCAUUCCCGGGGUGCCCAUUCUCCACCAACAAGUGCCAAUCACGUCUUCGAAUGCCCUCACUCUUGUCCAGAAUAAUCAAGUGCCCUUAACCCAGCCUUUGGUCAUCAACACUAGCUUUGCGAACGGAUCUGGGGCAAAAGGAGGCAAACCACCCGUGUUUACGGCCUCGGGAAUCAUUGUUUCGAAUACGGGCAUCCGAAUGCCCGUCCAAGUUCCGAUUCAAAUGCGACCGGGGAAUGUCAUGGGUGCCUCCGGGGGUCAACCCAUGCCCAUAAUCAAUACAUCGGCUGGCUUCCAGAUUGCCGGCAUGCAACAACUGACCAUGUCGGGGGGGAUCAUACAGCCCGUCAAUACCAUAUCAGUGUCAACCCCUUCUUCGAACGUUCUGAGAAGCCCUUACGGCUAUCCCCAGCAAAUCGUAGCUCAGCAAUUCCCCUUCCAACCCUUGCCUCCGACUCAAGCACAAACACCAGUUCCAUUUUCACGGGCUACUGGAGUACCCGUGACCUUGCAAGGAGGACUGCCUACUAUGCCUACCGGGAUGCUUGGAUCUAAUACAGGCUUGACCACUUCCAACACUCAGCCGCUGCUCUCUCCCGGCCCUCCAAUGUUGUCGCCACAAAUUCAUGGGAAAUCUUCCGGAGGUAAGAAUAGUGCCGACAAUCCCAAGACAGCAAGUUCCACGACAGGAGCUGCCGCCCCAAAUCUUAAGUUCAGCUCUCAACCAGCCAACAACCAAACCAACAAGCUGUCUGAGAUUACACACAAAUCAAACCCUAAACCACAAUCACAAAACAAGCCUCCGAAAUCUGCCAAUUCAAUCAUUCCAAAGCAGCAAUUGGUGAAACAACAGCAACUGCAACAACAACCGCCGCCUCAACAACCGCAACAGAAGCAGCAACAACAAAACCAAUAACAGAAGCAUUAUCCAAUGCUCCCGACCCAGCCACAUCCACAACAGCUCUCUCAAGUUCGAUAUGGAAUGCCCCAUGGUUUUCAGCAUCCCCCCAACGUUGCAUCAUAUGGAGUGUACCGUCAUGCAUUGCCAUCCAAUCAGCAGCCGCAGCCACAGCCACAGCCGCAGACGCAGACGCAGCCACAGUCGCAGCCACAACCACAACCACAGCCACAAAUGCAACCGCACCAGGUCCAAAUGAGCAAGACGCAGAUUGCGUCCAAAAAACCAGUACCCGCUCAAGUCCCAGUGUCCCAUCCUGGAAAAGCAGCCACACCAACCAAGCAGAAAUCUCAAAAGCCCAUCUUCUCUAAAACCAACGAAGCUCUGCCAAAGAAAUCGGCUACAAUAUCAACUACAUGCACUAGUAAUUCUAAUCCUAUCGUUAAUAUCAAUAGUUGUACCCUAAGUACCAACACAACUGCUACAACGACAACAUGUGCAACUUCCACAUCUUCAAACUCGGCAACUGCAACAUUCAAAGUAGAGGAUGAAUCCAGUCCAUAUGCUUUUGAUACUGAACACAUGGAGAAGCCAAGUGCACCCUUCCGGAAAUCAAAAGACAACAAAAUGUCUCCUCACGUCAAACCCGGCUCACCGGCGACCGAUGUCAAGACCGAGAAGAAGGUUGUCAAAACCGAAGUGAUGGACAAGCCCUCCAGUCCUCCCGUGCCUUCAACCUCAUCCGAUGACAUUCAAUGUGACCUUGAGAAUGCCUCGGGUAGUAGCAUCCCCAUCCCCAAAGAGCUUGCCAAUCAAUUGGCUGCUCAAGCCAAGAAGGAAGGCAAGGGAGGCAACUCAGAAAUGACCUACUUCAUUCCACUACAAAGCAGUAGCGGCCAGUCGUUCGGGGUGGCUGUUAAAUUGGGCACCGAGGGACCGGCAGGGCCUAAUCAAAAGGUCAUUAUGAAGGCCAAGCUGGUUACUCAGCCCACUGGCAAACCCAUUGGUAGCAAAGUAUUGAACACAAAGGCCUUGGAAAAGACGCUCGAAAUAGACAAACCCAAGCCUCAGCACCGGUUCACGAGGAUGCCCAUGGCUUCUCCAGCCUCAGUUGAUAGCGAAAGUGACGAUAGCCAACCAAGCACCAGCACUGGGCGAAUAGGAUCACCAGAUUCCGGCCGAUCCAGCGCCAUGCGUCGAAAGUACAAUAAGCAACGAUCCACUCGCGAGGAGAAUGAAUGCUGCCUUGGGGAAGUGGAGGUGAUGGACCGAUUCCCCAAAUUGGGACAACACGCCCAUUUGGUCGAGGCACCGGUGUACCAACCCUCUGAGGCAGAGUUCAAGGACCCGAUGAAGUAUAUCGAGCGUAUUCGGAAAGACGCCGAGCCCUUUGGUUUCUGCAAGAUCAUCCCACCCUCUUCAUUUCGGCCUGAGUGCAAUGUAGAUGAUGAUAUGCGUUUCACGUCCUAUAGUCAGUACAUCCAAAAAAUGAUGGAUAGGUGGGGAAGCCACUCCAAGGAAAUGGCCGCCAUCAAGAAGUAUUUGGACACGCAAAACAUCACCAUCAAACCUCACCCCACGGUGAGUAGCGUGGAGAUUGACCUUCCCGCCCUUUACCAUGCUGUUCAAAGUUUUGGCGGUCUCACGGAAGUAAUCCAAAGGAAACGAUGGGGCAAGAUUGCAGACUAUCUGAGGAUACCCAAAGGCACGCAAGACCGAGGCAAUAAGCUCGACGAUAUCUAUUGCAAAUAUCUCUUGCCCUACGACACUUUGAGUGAAGUGGAACGAGAGGAGCUCUUGCGAUUAGUUGAAGAGGAGCACGAGGAGCGGCUCAAGGAAAUGAGAGACAAGUUGAAGAAUCAGGAUGAAGAUGCCGACGACGAAGAGGAGGAAUCCGAGGACGAAGAUGAAGAGUGUGUCGUGAAAGGCAAAAGCACAUCUUUGGGUCAAUUUUUUCGAGUGGCCAGAAACGUUCUGUCUCUGAUAUUCAAGCAACCUGAGCCCGAACCGCGGGAAGUGGAGGAAGACUACUGGCGGAUCGUCAUUGACCGCGAUGGGCACGUUCAAGUCCAUCAAGGUUCGAUUGAUACGGGUGAUGAAGGGUUUGGCUUCCCCACCUCAAAGAACUCCUCUUGUGGACGACAUCCCUGGAACCUGAAGAUACUCUCCAACAACCCCAAGUCAUUAUUAAGGUGCAUGGGCCCUGUCAUGGGCGUGACCGUGCCCACUCUCAAUGUGGGGAUGGUGUUUACGAGUGGAUGUUGGUACAGAGAUCCACAUGGAUUGCCUUGGGUCGAAUACCUCCAUACGGGAGCGUCCAAAGUCUGGUAUGGCAUCCCUGAAUCACAUAGUAUCGCCUUUUAUACGGCAAUGAAGAAACUCGUUCCCACUCUUUGUCGGAAUAAGAAGAUUUGGCUCCCCGCCGACACCACCAUGGUCCCACCAAAUUUGCUGGUCAAAUACGGUGUUUCCGUGUGCCGGACAAUCCAAGAGCCGGGUCAGUUUUUAGUAGUGUUUCCCAAAUCUUACUCUUCAUACAUCUGCACCGGCUAUUCCCUCUCGGAGAGUGUCUAUUAUGCACCCAAAGACUACCUGAACAUUGCCCUGGAAGAGUUUCAAAACAUCCAGGAGAGUCGUGAGCCAAUGAUGUUUCCAUUCCCCAAGUUAAUCGUAUGCAUUGCUCAAGACGAAAUGUCCACCAAAGACACUCUGCAACGAGUCAAACCAUUUUUGGAAAAGAUCCGCGACAACGAGUACGUCAAACACACCAUGAUCCGAGAUCUCGGCGUCAAGACCUCCGAGCGGAUCAAAUUGAGGUCCAAGAAACAAGAACAAGACGACGAGUACGAAUGUGAGAUUUGCAGCGAAAACCUUUACGUCUCCUAUGUCUGUGAUGUCAAAGAGGACACAUACUAUUGCCUCAAACACGCGAUCGAGUAUCUGCAAGACCGGAAGCAAACCCUGCGAAAGAAUUGCAAGAUCCUGUACACUCACAGCAAAGAAGAAAUCUGCUCGAUCAUUAAGGAUCUCAAUAAGCGAAUGGUCGACUCUGACGACGAUGAAUCUUCAUCCGAAGAAGAAUUAGAAGUCAAGCGAACUAUUGAGAAAAAGAAACCCAUGGUUCCUCGACCAGUCAUCCCGCAUGACUCGCAACCCAUGUCUCCGAGUUUGUUUCCAAUGCUCUCUCCGUCCUCGUCAUCCAGUAAAGGUAAAGCACCGGCCAAAAGGAAGACGGCUGAUCUCGAUCUCUCACCUCCCAUCGUUCUACCCAAAGCCGAGGCCAAGAAAAAGGCCAAAAAUGUGAAGGAACUUAAAGAGUCCAAGACUGAGCCCGUCGAGAAGAAAGCCAAGAGACCACCCGUUUCAAAGAAACGCAAGCGCGAGGAUGAACCCUUGAACAACCCCCCCGUUACCUCGUCGUCGAAGAAACGAAAUGUCAAGGCCAGAAAAGCCUCGCAUAACAAGUCCGGCAAUCUCACGGUGGAACUUCUGGACAUGUUGCUUUCGGAAUCCGAGAGUGAUAGUGACGCAUCAGACAGUGAGGCUGAGAGUAGUGAUGAAUCAUGGAAAUAAAUACCCCACGGUUCAUUCCAACCUCAAUGAAUAUACCGAAACAGUAUUGCUUAUUAAAAACGUAUUUGAGCUGAAAGUCGAACUUACCUCCGGUAUAUGUGCUUUUGAGCAAUCUCUUCCCAACCCAUCUCUCGAAUGUCUUGACAUCCAACCCAACUUCCACCUCAUAAUCUGACAAAAUAUGUUUUUUGAGAUAUACCCAUGAAAAUAUGAGAUUUAUUAACUCAGAACACAAUAAAGAAUGUGUUAAAAGUGCAA